AUGUCAGUUCCAGAUUUGAAAUGCUCUGUUGUUGGUGAUGCUAGAGUUGGCAAGACUUGUCUAACCAAAGCGUUUAUUGGAGAAAAGGGUGAUGAAAAAUAUACUCCAACUAUUUUUGAAAAUUACUAUGGGGAAACUUUCUGUAGAGGAAAGAAAGCCAUCGUGUCAAUUUAUGAUUUACCCGGACAGCAUGACUUUGACCAGAUGAGGCGAUUUGCCCUUAAAGACAGCAAUGUCGUCAUCAUUUGCUACGAUGUCCAGAAAAGAAAAUCAUUCGAAAAUGUCCAGUCUGUGUGGAUUCCGGAAAUUCGACAGUUCCUGGGAAAGACUAUACCAAUUGUUCUAGUGGGAAUUUUUUCUGGUAGAAAUCAAGCAAGAAGCGUGUCUAAAAGAGAGGCUAUCAAAGUCACCUCCCAAAUGCGAAUUCAUGACUACUUUGAGAUAUACUCUGACGAUAAUGUUGAAGUAUCCUGUCUGUUUUCUUGUGUCGCAUCUAUUGCAAAGAAAACAAAAAGACACCAUUCGUCCUUUCUUCGACGUAUGUUUAUAAAUUGACACUCAAUCAAAGUCUAUGGGUGUUAUUUUAUAGUUCCAGAUGAAUAAGAA
Molecule: messenger RNA, 606 nt
Organism: Saccostrea cuccullata (small rock oyster)
Lineage: Eukaryota; Metazoa; Mollusca; Bivalvia; Ostreida; Ostreidae
Product: rho-related GTP-binding protein RhoQ-like
Exons: 2
Coding region: 1-555 (184 amino acids)
Biological process (GO): small GTPase-mediated signal transduction
Molecular function (GO): GTP binding; GTPase activity
Source: RefSeq, a predicted model, not a curated record